Molecule: messenger RNA, 2480 nt
Organism: Dothidotthia symphoricarpi CBS 119687
Lineage: Eukaryota; Fungi; Ascomycota; Dothideomycetes; Pleosporales; Dothidotthiaceae
Exons: 6
Coding region: 136-2406 (756 amino acids)
Biological process (GO): amino acid transmembrane transport
Cellular component (GO): membrane
Molecular function (GO): oxidoreductase activity; L-amino acid transmembrane transporter activity
Source: RefSeq, a predicted model, not a curated record
CCGCGACAUUCAGCUCACGUAUGAUGCCAGCUGCUGACAAUCGAGUAUUGGGGCUGCAUGUCGCAACCGCCAGUAUGAUUUAUGCUCGCGAUGCCAGGAGAACCGUGGCAGCGGUUGGAUUCGUAACAAUCAACCAUGUCUUCCGUAGAGCAACAACCUCUGCUCACGCCAAACUCGAGCACUGAUACCUCAAAAACAUACGGCGAGGUCGAUGAUUCUCCGAUUUCAGAAGGCGUCUCACGAUCUAUCGAGGAUGAUGUGCUGCCAGAAACAUCAACGCUUGGGAGGACAAUCUCCUGGCCGAGUGCCUACAUCCUCGUCAUUUCACGCGUCAUCGGCAGCGGUAUUUUCGCGACUCCAGGUGUCAUCGUCAAAGAGGUCGGAAGUGUGGGCUUGAGUCUGUCGCUUUGGAUUCUGGGAGCCAUAAUCGCAGCGUGUGGACUCGCUGUGAGCUUGGAGUAUGGAUGCAUGCUCCCUCGCAGUGGUGGAGAGAAGGUGUAUUUGGAAUUCACGUUCCGCAAGCCACGAUAUCUCGCAAGCACUAUGAUGGCCGUCCAGGCUGUGAUUCUAGGCUUCACCGCGAGCAAUUGCAUUGUGUUUGCACAAUACACGCUGUACGCGUUUGGCGUUCAGGCUUCGGACUUUCUACGCAAAACUCUCGCAGUUUGUCUACUCACUGCGAUCACAAUUGUACACGGAUGCUUCAUGCAAACCGGUAUCCGGAUCCAGAACUUCCUCGGAUGGAUCAAGGUCGGCCUAGUAAUCUUCAUGAUUCUCUCUGGUCUCUUCGUAGUCGUGUUUCGGCCACAGGGGCUCGACGGGCGGAGGAGCCAUUUCCCAGCAGGAUCAGAUCUGUGGCAAGACACGGAAUGGAGCUGGGGCGUCAUCUGCACAGCACUUUUCAAAGUCUUCUACUCAUACGCGGGUUUGCAGAACGUCAACAACGUCAUGAAUGAAGUCCGCGAUCCAGUACGGACACUCAAGUCGGUCUCUAUCACCGCGCUUGUCACAGCAUGCGUUUUAUAUUCUCUUAUCAAUGUUGCAUAUUUCAUCGUCAUACCUUUAGAUGAGAUCAAGCAAAGCAAGGAGCUCAUUGCGGCUUUGUUCUUCGAGAAGGUUUUCGGUGCCACAGUGGGAAGGGUGUUGUUACCGCUCGCUGUGGCGUUGUCAGGAGCCGGUAACGUCAUGGUUGUUACCUUCGCGCUCGCUCGACUCAACCAGGAGAUCGCACGGCAGGGCUUUCUGCCUUUCUCCGACCUCCUCGCAUCUUCCAAGCCCUUCAAUGCACCACUUGGUGGACUCAUUGUGCACUACAUUCCUUCGCUGCUAGUGAUCGUUCUUCCUGCCUCUGGGGAAGUCUACUCGUUCAUACUCGAGGUGGAAGGUUACCCAGGUCAGAUCUUCGCAUUGGCGAUGUCAGCUGGACUGCUCUGGCUUAGAUAUGCCCGACCCGAUCUCAAACGACCUUUCAAAGCCUUAACUUUGGCUAUUGUGCUGCGCAUUGUCUUGAGCGUUGCAUUACUCGCUGCUCCCUUUUUCCCACCAAGAGACGGAACGAGGGAUGGGCACAUUUGGUAUGCGACGUAUGCAGUCGUAGGAAUCAGCGUCAUCGUCUUUGGAUUCUUGUAUUGGUAUGUGUGGAUCAGGCUCAUCCCAAGAUGGAGGGGUAGGCCGGAAACUUACGACCGACCGUCCGAGGAACAUCUCGUGACGGUCCGCGAUGUCAAAGGUCACGAGAGUGAAUACUCGCUUGAUGUGAACGGCUUCCAGUUCUACACGCACACCAGCGUGGAAAAAGACUUCCUCGACGACAAACAGAUCAAGGACAGAUAUUAUAAGGAGACUGAACAGCUGCUCAAGGAUGCCACUGGCGCGUCCCGCAUCUUCAUCUUCGACCACACUAUUCGUCGCCCAGCGCCUGAUGACAAGUCAGCAAGCAGAGAGCUUCGUGGUCCAGUCCAGCGCGUGCAUAUCGACCAGUCAUAUGCCGCAGCAAUCUCACGCGUGCCGCACCAUCUACCCGAAGAAGCAGAAAAGUUACUCCAGAGCCGCGUGCAAAUUAUCAACGUGUGGCGCCCUAUCAAGACUAUACAGCGUGAUCCGUUGGGUGUUGCAGAGGCAAGCAGUGUGGGUGAAAAGGACUUGGUCGUCAUGGAGUUGAUCUACCCGAAUCGUAGGGGUGAGACGCUUAGCGUAAAAUAUGACGCUGGACAUCGAUGGUUCUACAAGUCUGGGCUUACGCCUGAUGAGGUAAUACUGAUCAAGUGCUUUGACUCGAAGCUUGAUGGCAGGGCGAGGAGGGUCCCGCAUACAGCAUUCCAUGUCCCUGGGACGGGGGAAAGGGAGAAGAGGGAGAGCAUCGAGGUCAGGGCUCUGGUAUUCCAUGAGGAUGAUACGUUGGAGUAGAAUGUCGAAGUUUGCGUGAGAAUUUAACCUCAUCUGUGGGGUUAGUUAUGAUGUUUCGAUAACUAGCUUUUUUU